AUGCUGGGGAUUGGCCACGCGCCGACCAUCGCACGGUCCUCCCUGAUGGUUAAGAGCACACCCCUCGACCCCGGAACCCUAGCACCCCCACUUCCUUUCCCUCGCGCCGCUAUUACCCUCUCCUCCUCUGUCUCGUUCACCCGAGCGCGGUCUCUGAGCGCGUCGCCAUCGAUCCCGCGGCCGUCGACGUCUCUGGUGCACGGGAGCACAUCCAGGAGGUCUGACGUGGUUGUCUUCGUCCGUUCUGCGUACCAGAUCGAGCCGGAGACCACCACAGCACAAGGAUCGACAUCAUCUACGACCUUCGGGCACCGCGACACCAUUGACAGAUUCGUCACCGUCACUGCACCCCAGGCCUCCUCGAGCUCGCCCCUGGAACCGCGACCCCGAGAUCGCUGUGAUCCAGUGAUCGACUACUUCACUGCCGAGGGUCCGUAUCUGUCUACAGAGCUUCCAGAUGAUGGAUUCCAGGAGCCAGACGACGCCUCUGAUGACUACUACUAUCCCAAGGGUGCCUACUACUACGUGAAGACCACCGAUGACUAGGAGUAGUUCGGAGGCUCCCAGGUGUCGAGGAUACCAGUGUAGGUGACGAUACCGAACUCAAGUGGGAAUUCGACGAGGAUUCGUGCCAUUACCAUGUUUCUUUUCCGGAUGAUCAGUAGUGGAGCUUAGUUGGGACGAUCGGGGAUCUAGCAUUUGGAGUUGUCUUCCU
Messenger RNA from Triticum aestivum (bread wheat), 715 nucleotides. RefSeq lists its product as uncharacterized. Lineage: Eukaryota; Viridiplantae; Streptophyta; Magnoliopsida; Poales; Poaceae. The transcript is spliced from 4 exons. The record is from RefSeq and is a predicted model, not a curated record. The coding region runs from base 1 to 546 and encodes 181 amino acids.